AUGCUAGAGUCGACCUGCAGGGCCUUCUUCGACCUGCAAGGAGUCCAGCUCAGUCCCGCCCCGGAUGCAGUCAUGACGACCCAUGAGGCUCAAGUGGUGGAGAGCGCACCGGAACGGUCCGGGAAUACCAUGGAGCCGGCGGCACAGAACAGAUCCGAAGUGAUAGAGGGAGAGAGAGACGUACCUGCCGCAAAUCGGGACGCAAAUCCAAGAGUGGGGGAAAUUUCAUAUUCUAGCCGACCUGCACCAGGGGGUGCACUACUGAGUGGCCCGACGUCAAGGUCAGCCCGUGCGGACGAGCGUGUUAGGUCUGGAGUUAGGCAGCUCAGGUUUGCUGAUCGGGUUAGGAGGCCGCCGGAACGCGAAGCACGGACGGAGACCGACUUGGCAAGUGUAGCAGAUGAAGGCGAGGAGGGUGUAGAAGAUCCACAGCUGCCAAGUCAGGUCGAACAGGCAGAGGAGCAGUGGAGCAAGGCGGCUGAUGAUAAGCGGAUGGCCGAAGCAGAAGCCAAGAGGAGACGGGCUGAAGAGAGGCAACGGCGCCGUGAUGGCGACACCGAUCCUAUCAUCUCUUUCCCGGGAACAGGAGACAUACGUGAAGCAUGGGAGCGUGGGGCACGAGCCGCUGCAAGGGCACACGUGGCAGUGGCAGGAGAGGAGCUCGCCAGCAAUGUGCGGCAGCAUAUCGAGGAGGAUAGGGGAUACGUGAAAGUUCGCUUGCCCAGCGUAAAGCGGAAGGCGGCUGAAGAGGCCCGGAGAGGGGGCGUCGACGUGCCAGAGAAUUCGGGAGAGGCGAAAAAGAAGGCGCAGAGCAACGCGGGUGCAAAGGCUCAUAAGAUGGCGGAGGUAGAGGCGCACCAGAAAGCAGAGGAUGAGGCCCAUCGGUUCGUCGAUGCAGAGGCGGCACUUACGGCAGAGGACGGGGCGCCAAAGGAAGCAGAGGCUGCGGCGCAGCAGAAGGUGGAUGCAGAGGCGGUCAAGAGUGCGGAGGCAGUCGCGCGUAAAGAAGCGGGUGCAGCAGCAGAGCUGACAUCGGAGGCAGUCGAGCUGCAGGUGGUGGAGGCAGUGGCGCAGAAGGAAUCAGAGGCAACGGCGAGCCAGAAGGAUGAGGCAGCGACGCAGAAGAAUGAUGAGGCAGACACACAUAAGGAAUCAGCGGCAGCAGCGCAACAGAAGGAUGAGGGUGCGGCGCCCAGGAUGGUUGAGGCAGAGGCGCAGAAGGAAUCAGAGGCAGCGACGCAGCAGAAGGAGGAGGGUGCGGCGCCAAAGAUGGUUGAGGCAGAGGCGCACAAGGAAUCAGAGGCAGCGGCGCAGCAGAAGGAGGAGGGUGCGGCGCCGAAGAUGGUUGAGGCAGAGGCGCAGAAGGAAUCAGAGGCAGCGGUGCAGCAAAAGGAGGAGGGUGCGGCGCCGAAGAUGAGGGCGCACAAGGAAUCAGAGGCAACGGCGAGCCAGAAGGAUAAGGCAGCGGUGCUGCAUAUGGAGGAGGCAGACGCACAUAAGGAAGGAGAGGCGCGGAAUAAGGCAGAAGCAGCGGCGCGGCAGAAGGCGGAGGCAGAGGAGCAGAAACAGGCUGCGGAAGAGGCACUACAACUGGCUCGGGCAGAAGCGCGGAAGAAGGCUGUUGUAGAGGUGCGGCAGAAGGCGGAGGGUGAGGCACAGAAGAUGGCAGAGGCCGAGGAGCAGAAGCAGGCUGAGGUAGACGCACGUAGGAAGCCAGAUGGAGAGGAGGGUUCGGAUGGGAAUAAAAUGAUACAGACAGAAGGAUGGGAGACGGCGGGUGCUGAGGGGCACAUCAUCGCAGAGGAAGAGGGGCAGCAUGACGAGGAGGCAGCGUCGCAGGUAUUCGCAUACCGAGAGACGCAGAGCAUGGCAGAGACAGAGCGUCAAAAUACUAUGGAGGAGGUUCGUGUGGUCCUGGAGGCUGGAGUGGGGCACUACGAGGGAGAUGCGCUGGAAACAGAAGAGGAGCAGAAUGAGGAGGAUACGGUACAUCCGGCAGUCCGGAUAUUUUUGGGAGGAAGUCCGACGCAGGGACCAGGAACCGGGGUAGAGGGGCCAUGGAGGGUGGCAGACGAUGGGGCGCCUAGGGAUACAGUGGAUCUCAAUAGGCAGAGGCGGCCUACCCUUCACCAGAGAGCAGUGGAGAGGAAUCUCGGCCAAGGCGGGGUGGCAGAAGCGUUUUGGCAGGUAGAGUGGGUCGAGGCAGAGACGGCAAUACGGCGGAUGCUGCAGCGCACGAGUACAGUCCUGGUCAAACAAGGUGACAGGUUCGUUGAGGCCGAAAGCUGGGACAUAAGCCCGGCAGAGGUAACGCGUCGUCUGACGUUCUGCAACUUGGCGGCCCGCAACAGCAGCAUCAGUUGCGACGUGGCCGAUCUGACCGUCCAUUACUGCCGCGACGCCCUGGCCAACCUGGAAGAAGUCCGCCAUGGAAACGAGGAACGGCGGCGCCAAGCUGAAACGGCGGCCAGGUUUCGCGAGCAGGUGGACACGAGACUCUCCAACUUGCGGGAGAAUAUCGUAAGGGUGAGUGAGCAGGUUCGCCAGUCGGGAGGGGGGAUGGUGGAGGGCACGUUAAAGCGGGUGGAAGAGAGGUUGAGAGAGGUUCUGAGAGAAGACUCUGAGCGGCGGAACAGGGAUAGACUGCAGGAUAAGGAGCGGAGGCAGAAGGCCACGAGGAAGGAAACAGACACCGCAGAGAGACGGAAGAAGGAACAACAGCAGGAGGAAGAGCGUCGGCAGAAGGAGAUGAGAGAGGGAAUGAAGGAGAUGAAGGAGGCGAUGAUGGAGAUGAAGGCAGAAAUGAAGGAGAUGAAGGAUGGGAUGGUAAACCAGAUUGUGGGGAGGUUGAGCGCGGUUUUGCGAGAAGAAUCCGAGCGGCAGAAGAAGGCGAGGCAAGAGGACGCGGAGCGGCGACAACAGCAGGACGCGAAGAGGAAACAAGUGGCGGACGACGAGGAGAGACAGAAGAAGUAA
Molecule: messenger RNA, 2976 nt
Organism: Closterium sp. NIES-65
Lineage: Eukaryota; Viridiplantae; Streptophyta; Zygnematophyceae; Desmidiales; Closteriaceae
Source: the annotation of a GenBank genome assembly